AUGAGCAACAAGGAUACGUACAAUCUCUACUCCAACGAAAGAAACAACGGAUACGGCGUUAAUCAGAUUCGAGGCGGUCAGGAUCAACUCAAAAGAAAAAUUGCUGCAACCACUGAAUCAACAGCCAAAAAACCACGAACAGAUAAACUCUAUGAGAUUGUUCCUGGUGUUACUUUUCCAACGGCCGAAACAAUGGGAAUUGACACACCAAUGGAUCCCGACUUCUCUCGUCUUCCAAAAGGAUUCAAACUCGGGAAAUUGGCUCGUGAGAAAUUUGCGGGAAUCGUCAAGGCAGAUCUCUAUGAUCAAUAUGAAAUCCAAUUCUACUGUAGCCUCUUCGAGCAUUUUUCUUACAAUCCAAUCUAUUUGUUCGACCAGGACAUCUGGAUUCCAGCUCACGUUCACGCUUACACGGAGGUCAUCAAGUUCCGAACUCCACCAUACGUUCUUCUGCAACAAGCUCUCUCGGCUAACCACUUUCACACCUGA
Caenorhabditis remanei is the source of this 489-nucleotide messenger RNA. RefSeq lists its product as uncharacterized. NCBI's taxonomy places the organism in Eukaryota, Metazoa, Nematoda, Chromadorea, Rhabditida, Rhabditidae. The record is from RefSeq and is a predicted model, not a curated record. The transcript has 4 exons. Bases 1 to 489 code for a protein of 162 amino acids.